AAAAGUUGAGCAUGCCUAGAGCUGAAUGAUAUAAAAGCUUCACAAAGAGUAGCAAUUGUGAUUCGAUUUUACACGUAUCAUCUAAACUGCUCCAACAUCGACGUUCAUACGAUUUUGAAUUGCUAUGGAAUAAUUCUGGACUCUUUUGAGCUGAUCUCCGUGUAUUAUCUUGUAACGGAAUAAAGAAGGGCAACGAGCUCGAGCCUCGUAAAUCACCUGCGAAAGUCUCGGUGAAGAGUUAGUCAGAACAGACAACCGACAACAUGAGCUAUGGUGGAGGUUACCCACCAGCACCGGGUGGCUACCCUCCUGCCCCUGGAGGAUACCCCCCUGCCCCAGGGGGUGGGGGAUAUCCACCUGCACCUGGCGGAGGUUACCCACCUGCCCCAGGAAGCAGCAGCUACCCACCUGCCCCUGGGGGAUACCCGCCAGCCCCCGGGGGUGGGGGAUAUCCACCUGCCCCAGGGGGUGGGGGAUAUCCGCCCCCAUCAGCACCAGGAGGAUAUCCGCCUGCACCGGGAGGCGGGGGUUACCCGCCAGCACCAGGGGGUGGGGGUUAUCCCCCAGCACCUGCCCCAGGGGGUUAUCCACAGUCCGGAUACCCACCAGCACCCCAGCCAACAGGUUAUCCACCAGCUCCAGCUGCACCAGCUAGCAUGCCAUCUGCUGACUAUGGUACUUCAAGUGGCUCUGCUGGGCUCCCAUAUAACCCCAAUCCCACCGGCAUGGGCUUUGCUGUUCCGCCCACAUCUGUGCAAUAUAACGAUCCGUACGCAGCCCAGCUAGGCCUUGGUGGAGCGGCUUAUGCUGCGUCUGCCUUCCGACAUCCCACUGCUGCCCCCACCCCUGCUCCAAGUGGUCCGCCCAUGCCGACACCUCAGUACAAUGCGCCCCCAAGUCAAGGGAUGCCGCCCCCACAGUCGUCCCCUGCUAAGCAGGCACCUGUUGUACCAACUCAGCAGAUGGCUACUAUGACCAUAGCGCCUAAGACAAUCAAGCGGGGAACAGGAACUGUGAAGGAGAAGGUCAACUUUAACGGUCAAAAGGAAGCGGAGAUUCUCAGGAAGGCAAUGAAGGGAAUAGGUACUGACGAGAAGGCUAUCAUUAGUGUGGUAGCUACAUGCUCCAAUGCUCAGCGCCAAAGAAUCUUGCUUGACUACAAAACAAUGUAUGGAAAGGACUUGGUAAAAAACCUGAAGAGUGAACUCAAGGGAAAACUGGAGGACGUGGUUGUAGGCCUGAUGAUGACCCCGGCAGUGUUUGAUGCUCACCAACUCAGGAAAGCAAUGAAGGGCCUUGGAACCGAUGAAGCUAUUCUUAUAGAGAUUCUGUGCACAAGAACAAACCAGGAGAUACACACUAUCAAAGAAACCUACAAGAAAGAAUUCUCCAGAAACCUUGAGAAGGACGUGGUAUCGGAAACAUCCGGCCACUUCCAGAGAUUACUGGUGUCCAUGACGCAAGGAGCGAGGAGCGAAGACCCGACCGUGAAUCAAGCAAAGGCUAAGGCAGAUGCACAGGCUCUCUGGGACGCAGGAGAGAAGAAGUGGGGCACUGAUGAGUCUAAGUUUAACGAGAUCUUGGCCUCGCGCAGUUUCCCACAACUGCGAGCGACAUUUGACGAGUACAGCAGGCUUGGCAAAUACUCAAUUGAGCAGUCGAUAAAGAGGGAAAUGUCGGGAGAUCUGGAGAAGGGAAUGCUCACCAUAGUUGACUGCGUGCGGAACACACCAAAGUACUUUGCCAUGAAGCUGUACAAAUCGAUGAAGGGUAUUGGCACGGACGAUGACACACUGAUGCGAGUCAUCAUCUCUCGCAGUGAGAUCGACAUGAUGGAAGUCAAGCAAGAAUUCCACAGGGAUCACAAGCAGACCCUGGGCAAAUUCAUAGCUGGGGACACAUCUGGUGAUUACAAAAAGAUUCUCUUGGAACUGGUUGGUGGAGAGUCAUAAAGGCGCCAGACUAUCCGUUCAAAGGUAAUCCUGAGUGUUACAAGGUUCCAUCUUGGAGUACAGCUAUACCCUCUCAAGUUCCAGUUUGUUUGGUUAUAUUGUCUUCAUGUUGUCUAUAUAUUUUUUGUGGUAUGUCAAAACUUGAUGUGUAUUUACUUGAUAUCAGUGUGAAGUGUGUCUAACCCUAACCCACCCAAAUCCUCCAAAUUCCUUUUCUGCAAAGUGGAGGAAUUAGGAAGAUUCAGGGUGUAUGGAAAAAUUGUAUGGCUGAUUUUGAAGGAUGCCAUACAUGAAGGUCUUGGAUUGGACCUUAUCUUGUCUGUGCUUAGUCAAUCUCAAAUUCAGCCCGAUAUUUCUUUUGAAUCAACCGCACAAGAAUGCCAUUCGCACUGCCUUAACAUAAUGACAGGAAUU
Acanthaster planci (crown-of-thorns starfish) is the source of this 2366-nucleotide messenger RNA. Its product is annotated as annexin A4-like. Gene Ontology annotation, molecular function: phosphatidylserine binding; calcium-dependent phospholipid binding; calcium ion binding. The record is from RefSeq and is a predicted model, not a curated record. NCBI's taxonomy places the organism in Eukaryota, Metazoa, Echinodermata, Asteroidea, Valvatida, Acanthasteridae. Gene Ontology annotation, cellular component: plasma membrane; vesicle membrane; nucleus.